Manis javanica (Malayan pangolin) is the source of this 2295-nucleotide messenger RNA. The record is from RefSeq and is a predicted model, not a curated record. NCBI's taxonomy places the organism in Eukaryota, Metazoa, Chordata, Mammalia, Pholidota, Manidae.
AUGGGAAAGAUUGUGCACCCCACCCACCCCGGGAGUCCAGGAAUCUGCCCUGAGGCUGGCCCCUCACCUGAUGCUGCACUCUUCCUCCCGCCCUCCCAGGUCGUCCACACUGGUGAGAAACCCUACUGCUGCCUGGUCUGCGAGCUCCGCUUCUCCUCACGCUCCAGCCUGGGCCGCCACCUCAAGCGCCAGCACCGCGGGGUGCUCCCGUCCCCGCUGCAGCCCAGCCCGGGCCUGCCUGCCCUGAGCGCGCCCUGUUCCGUCUGCUGCAACGUCGGGCCCUGCUCAGUGUGCGGGGGCGCGGGGACCGGCGGCGGAGAGGGCCCAGAGGGGGCAGGCGCGGGUCCGGGCAGCUGGGGGUUGGCAGAGGCGGCGGCGGCAGCCGCCGCGGCCUCACUGCCCCCAUUCGCUUGCGGAGCCUGUGCGCGGCGCUUUGAACAGGGCCGCGAGCUGGCGGCGCACUGGGCGGCGCACACCGACGUGAAGCCCUUCAAGUGCCCGCGCUGCGAGCGCGAUUUCAACGCCCCUGCCCUGCUGGAGCGGCACAAGCUGACACACGACCUGCAGGGGCCGGGCGCACCCCCCGCGCAGGCCUGGGCCCCCGGGGCGGGCGCUGGGCCCGAUGCAGUCGGCCAGGAGGGCGCCAAGGAGGUGGGCGACGCCCAGCCGGCCUGGGACACCGGGCUGCCCCUAGGCCGCGCGGGGGGCGGGGUGCCUGAGCCGGAGGCGCUGCCCCCUGAGGGCGGCGGGGAGGCCCCCGCGCCGGCGGCCGCGGCAGAACCGUCGGAGGACACCCUGUACCAGUGUGACUGCGGAACGUUCUUCGCGUCGGCCGCGGCGCUGGCCAGCCACCUGGAGGCGCACUCGGGCCCGGCCACCUACGGCUGCGGCCACUGCGGGGCCCUGUACGCGGCCCUGGCGGCGCUGGAGGAGCACCGGCGGGCCAGCCACGGCGAGGGUGGAGGGGCGGAGGCGGCCGCAGCGGCCCCGGACGGAGAGCCCGUGCCCGGGGAGCCCGCGUCCGGCUCCGGCCGCGGCAAGAAGAUCUUCGGCUGCUCCGAGUGCGAGAAGCUGUUCCGCUCGCCGCGCGACCUGGAGCGGCACGUGCUGGUGCACACGGGCGAGAAGCCGUUCCCGUGCCUCGAGUGCGGCAAGUUCUUCCGCCACGAGUGCUACCUCAAGCGCCACCGGCUGCUGCACGGCACCGAGCGGCCAUUCCCCUGCCACAUCUGCGGCAAGGGCUUCAUCACGCUCAGCAACCUCUCCCGGCACCUGAAGCUGCACCGGGGCAUGGACUGAGGCGGCCGGGCCGGGCCACCGCCGCGGCCCUCCCAAAGCCAGGCGCGGGCCCUGAGAUAAAGGGCCCUGCCUACGUAGUGGGGGCCACCAGACACCCGCCAGGCCAGAACUGGGGGACAGCAGAUAAACGGAGAUGCUCCUCAGCUUAGGAUCCCGGGGCUGUGAGAGACUCCUGAGCUGUGGUCACUGGAACUGGUGCCUGACACCCCCAAACCAACAGGCCCUGAAUGGUGGAGACCUAGGAAUGAGAAAUGGGUCUUUAGGACUUCCCAUCUUGAGGGCCCUAAUAAUAAAAGAUGGGUACCCCUCCGCCAAGGGAGGACUAACCCUCUCCCCAAGAGCCAUCAUUCCCAAAGACCUUGAUAUGGAGAAUGCAGGGGACCAUGUCCCCAAAUUUGCCUGGAUCCCUCUAAAUGCUACCCACCAGUCACUGGUGUCCCCAGAAAAUGGAUAUAGCCGGAAUCUGCCUUCCCCCAUUUCAUUCCCUAAGCCCAAGAGGACCAGGGUAGAUGCCCCCUGCCCUAAACCCCCUCCCCAGUUAGGUCUCCACUAAGGAAUGGAUCAACCCUAAUGAUCUUCCCCACCCCCAAAUACUAGAAUAGGCUGGUUGGAAAUCUCCCCACCCAGUAGGAUGAACUAAUUCAGACACACACCCCUGUCCACUGGCACAGGCUGGUCCAGGUGGGCCUGCACCACACCCUCCUCCGAGUACACCCAGCAGACGCCCCUCUUCCUCUGGAGUGGGGCCAGCCUGCUCGUUCCCCAUCCUGGGGACGCGUCUGGGUGGGAUCAGGUGGAUGGUGCAUUUUCCCUCCCGCUCUGCUGUAGCGCCUGUGGGUCUUACCAUCUCUGUUGUUUUGUUUGUCUCUGUGUUCCUCCCAGUCCCAAGGGGAAGGGGGGGUUGGCCAGGGGGUUCCCCCCAUGAGCCUCGACCUCACCCCCUCAUCCCCCUCCCCAGUGUCUCCAGGACCCCAAUAAACCUCGUCCUGUCACACA